Molecule: messenger RNA, 2073 nt
Organism: Anopheles nili
Lineage: Eukaryota; Metazoa; Arthropoda; Insecta; Diptera; Culicidae
Product: protein aubergine-like
Exons: 3
Coding region: 1-2073 (690 amino acids)
Biological process (GO): regulatory ncRNA-mediated gene silencing
Cellular component (GO): P granule
Molecular function (GO): protein binding; piRNA binding
Source: RefSeq, a predicted model, not a curated record
AUGGAGGUGGAAGCGAAAGAUCCUCGCACAGGAACGCACUACCAAUUACGGUUGCUUCUCGUCGACACGGUGGGCAUGGGAUCUGAGCCGGGUGCUCGGUUACUGAGUGUCCUGCAGCAAGCGAUCAUGCGCGGCAUGCAGUUGGUCCGAUGGGGACGCCACUUUUACGAUCCUCGGAAGAAGUUCGCGCUACCACUGUACGGGCUGGAGAUCUACCCGGGAUACGCCACAUCAAUCCGUCAGUACGAGCGUGGUCUUAUGAUGUCCGUGGAGUUAAUACACCGCGUGUUGUACAAGGACACUUGCCAUCAGAUGAUGGCCGAAAUUCGUCAGCAACCGGGCUCGUACGAGAAAAACGUCGAGCGAACUUUCAUCGGAAUGGUUGUGGUGUCGACGUACAGCGAAAAGACGUACCGUAUAACCGGUGUGGAGUUUAACAUGACACCGGCCAGCACGUUCAAGCAAACGGACGGUACGGAGAUAACGUUUCUGGAGUACUUCCUGCGAACGUACAAUAUUUGCAUACGCGAUCCGUCCCAGCCACUGUUGGUAAGCAAACCGACGGCACGCCAACGACGACACGGGCUCACAGACAACCUGAUGCUGGUGCCGGAACUUAGCCGCUGGGUGGGCCUAACCGCCAACAUGCGCCAGUAUCCGAAGCUCAUGGAUGCCGUCAAAGAUUGCGUCGUUCUGGGGCCGGACAAGCGAAUCGAACGGUUGCAGGAGUUCAACCAGCGGAUUCGCGAGACACCCGCCUGCAGGGAGCUGCUCGAAUGCUGGCAGCUGAAGAUCGACGACAAGCUGACGGACAUCACUUGCCGCGUGCUGGAACCAGAGACGAUCAUCCUGAUGACGGACGGGAGGGGUGUCUCGGCUGGCCGGAGUGCCGCGUGGAACGAAGCAUUCGUGAGCAACCGCAUGUUCUUGACGUUCACGUUGGCGCGCUGGGUUGUUGUGUGUGACAUACCCGCUACGGAGGCGGCGAGCAUGUUUGUGAAACAACUGCUAAAGAGCGCGAAAAGUAUUGGGUUUAUCAUCAAUGAACCAUUGUACGUUUACACGCGAAACAUUUCAACGGCGGGUUUUGUGGAUGCUGUCUGUCAGGCGGCCAUGCUCGACCCGCAGCUGAUUAUGAUCGUCGUCCCGGACGAUCGCCCCGAGCGGUACGGUGCGAUCAAGCGAAAGUGCUGCCUGCACUACGCCGUUCCGACGCAGGUUAUCAAAAUGCACACCAUCAGACCGCACUUUGGCACCUACCGGUCUCUUGGGAACGUGGCUACGAAGGUGGCGAUACAGAUGAACUGCAAGAUAGGUGGCAUACCGUGGUUGACGUUCUCUCCGUUCCUGCGCGUCAUGUACAUCGGAUUUACCGUUUUGCGCAGUCGCAUCGACAAAUCCCAAGCGUACGGUGCGCUGGUAGCGAUGAUGCACAAUUUGCACAGCCGGAAACCGACCUUUUUCUCCGUCGACGAUCGGGUCAGCACCGGCGAGUCCGUGUACAAGUGUCUAGCAGAUAGCCUGCUGAAAGCGCUACAAUUCUACGAGAUCCAGCACGGUCCGGGGGAGUAUCCACACCACAUCAUCUUCUACCACGAUGGUGUCGACCAUCGGCAGCCCGAGCAGGGGCUCAAAAACGUGGUGGCCACGCUAAAGAACACCCUACGGGUGGUGUUCGAUAAAACGCCCUACAAUCCGCAGCUGACGGUGAUCGGAGUGGAUCGACGGAUUAAUACGCGCGUGUUCCGUGGCUACAAAAAUGCCCAACCGGGCACGAUCAUCGACGAUCACAUCAUCCUACCCGAAAGAAUCGACUUCUACCUAGUGUCGCAGGUCCCGCUGCACGGUACGGUAACGCCGACGUUAUACAACGUGGUCCACGAUGAGAGCGGGCUGACGAUGGAUCAGUUGCAGAUUCUUACCUACCGUCAGACUCACCUGUACUACAACAGGUGCUUUUCGUUGCCGAUACCGGCCGUGUGCCAGUACGCUCGAAAGCUUGCAUGGUUUACGGCGGUUCACCUGCACCAGUCGCCUCUACCGAAGCUGAAUAAUGUGCUGUACUACCUGUAG